Guillardia theta CCMP2712 is the source of this 300-nucleotide messenger RNA. RefSeq lists its product as hypothetical. Bases 1 to 300 code for a protein of 99 amino acids. The transcript is spliced from 3 exons. The record is from RefSeq and is a predicted model, not a curated record. Lineage: Eukaryota; Cryptophyceae; Pyrenomonadales; Geminigeraceae.
AUGCCCUCGUUUGUCUGCAUCCAUUUGAAUCAUUUCCUCGCUAAGUGCGUUUGCUGCUGUUGCUACUGGUGGUGCUGGUGUGCUGAAUCAUCCUGUUUGUUUGUUCAGCUUGCCAAGGCAAUCCCAUACAACCUUCAGUUCAGCACCAGCUACAACGUGCAGAUGUCCCUGCACAAGCACACUGGCAACAGGGAGACCGAGAGGCUCGAGAAGAUGCUCGCAUGGAUGCCCGGAUCCCACGAGCACGAUAGCCCUGCUGCGGAGAUCGACGAGAAAUCUUUCUAUGGAGGAAAGAUGUAA